Messenger RNA from Spodoptera litura, 2533 nucleotides. Its product is annotated as trehalose transporter 1-like protein. NCBI's taxonomy places the organism in Eukaryota, Metazoa, Arthropoda, Insecta, Lepidoptera, Noctuidae. Gene Ontology annotation, biological process: carbohydrate transport; transmembrane transport. The record is from RefSeq and is a predicted model, not a curated record. Gene Ontology annotation, cellular component: membrane. Gene Ontology annotation, molecular function: sugar transmembrane transporter activity.
ACCUCAACCAUGAAUCUGCUUUUGGACUUUCCUGUACCGCGUACUUCCUGUGUGCCUGACUGCCACCACGCCUCCUUUAAACCUCAUACGUCAUUAGACACACCUACGUCACAUAAAAUACGGGAACGCGUCUAUAAAUCCCGAAGGUAAAGUGAAUACAGGGCAAUUUCAAUUUUGGUUUUCGUGUAAAAGGUACUCGAUAGUAGAUCCUACAAUAAAAAUAAAACAACGGCUGUAAAAAAAGGUUGCAUAAUUCCAAUACUUACGUUAAAUAUUAAUCUGUGGUAACGCACAAACAACGUCGGUAGUUUUUUUUAAUUCGGCCAGUGCUCCAAAAUCGUGCGGACGCUGCGCGCGCUGGCUGUCCGACAGUGUCCCGCGCCAACUCGCGUUAUAUAAUUAAAAAAAAGAAAAGCGCGGUUUGUCAGCUUUUAAUGUUUAGUGAUUUUGUGUGAGUUACAUAUUGACUUUGAUUUGACGAAUUGUUUUAAAUUGAAUGCGAGCCCCUUAGCUGAUCAAGAUGGAUAAACCUACUAUGCAUAUGUUGGAUGUCCAGGAGAAGGGGGGACAGACUAGAAAAGCUAAUCAGUAUAUAGCUGCUGUUGCAGCUGCAAUAGCCGCGGUCGCUGGAGGAACAAUCCUAGCAUGGACAUCACCAGCCCUACCUCAACUGGAACCGUUCAAGAACGUCACGAUAGUCAAUGGCACGGCAUCGAACUCCACUGCUAAUGUAACAGGCUCGGGUUUACCAGCAAACUAUUCAGGCUUCGUCAACUCUUUAGGACAACCUGCUGACUUCCUCUUAGAUACCACGCAAAGUUCCCUAGUAUCAUCAAUCCUUGCUAUUGGAGCAGCUAUCAGUGCUCUUCCAGUAGGUGUGCUAGCUAACAAAGUUGGCAGAAGACCGACAGUGCUCAUCCUCUCCAUACCAUUCCUGCUCAACUGGCUGCUCACCAUCUUCGCGAAUGGAGCUGGAAUGCUCAUUGCUGCGAGGUUCUUCGCUGGAUUGGCUACUGGUGGUGCUUGCGUGGCGGCUCCAAUGUACAUCGGCGAGAUAGCAGAGACUUCCAUCCGAGGGUCUUUAGGUGCCUUCUUCCAGCUGUUCUUGACUGUUGGCAUUUUGUUCACCUUCGUGGUCGGUGGCUGGACUCAUUGGAGAACCCUCUCCAUCAUCUCUGCUGUCUUCCCCGUUCUAUUGGUUGCUGUUUUCUGGUGGAUGCCAGAAACUCCUCAGUACCUUCUUGGCAAGAACAGGCGACGUGAUGCGGAGAAGUCUCUCCGUUGGCUGCGAGGACCUGACGCUGACCUUACCGCUGAACUGGAGGAGAUGCAGAAAGAUGUGGACGAAGCAUCUCGUCAAAGAGCCGGAGCGCUAAGCAUGUUAACGAACAAGGCACCUCGUAUGGCGCUCAUCUGUGGUCUAGGUCUUAUGUUCUUCCAGCAGUUCAGUGGCAUCAACGCCGUCAUCUUCUAUACAAACAACAUCUUCCAGUCUGCUGGCUCCAACAUCCCUCCUGUCAUUGCUACCAUCAUUGUAGGAGUUGUUCAGACCAUUGCUACUUAUCUAUCUUCUGUCUUCGUUGAUAAAGCUGGUCGUAGAAUCCUACUCCUCCAAAGCACAAGUAUCAUGGGUCUCUGCCUCGUCAUCCUUGGCAUCUACUUCAAGAUGCAGAAAGAUGGCUACAACGUCGGCUCCUUCGGUUGGAUCCCUCUCGUUUGCCUCAUCCUCUUCAUCGUGUCCUUUUCCAUGGGCUUCGGUCCCAUUCCUUGGAUGAUGAUGGCUGAACUCUUCCCUGUAGAGUAUCGUGGAACUGCCACUGGUAUUACGGUCAUUACCAACUGGAUGCUGGUCUUCGUGGUCACCCUUUGCUUCCCCAUUAUGCAGGUAGCUAUAGGCAUCUACAGUUGCUUCUGGUUCUUUGCUGGCUUCAUGGUCCUUGGCACAAUAUUCGUCUUCUUCCUCAUCCCCGAGACCAAAGGUAAGACUGUAUCCCAAAUCCAAGCCAUUUUGGCCGGUAAGAACUAUUAAAUAAGGUUAACUUUAGGUCAUCAACCAAAUAUGUAUAUACUAUGUUCAAUCUAUCUUGCCUUAUCCAAAGUUUGGUUCAUAAGAGUGAGUAGGAUAGAAAUAUGUACAAAUAGUAAAGAGUGAAAGUGAUAGACAAUUUGUUAAGGACUUUAAUAAGGCUAAGAUAUUUUGUACGAAGUUUAGAGUAUGAAGUAAAUGAGUGAUUUUGAAAGCUGCCUGCAAAGCAAUAAGGGUGAUUUUUGUAGUACAUUCUGUGACCAGCUAUAUCAAUUGAGUAGUAUAUUUAAUAUAUUUAUACAUACAAAUGUGAUACUAUGAAUGAGUUAGGGAAUAAAAAUAUUUAUAGUUGUACACUGCAGAGAAAAUUGUAUGUAAAUUUUGUCAAUAUUGUGUAGAAAUAUUUAUCUAAGUUAGUUAUGAAACAUGACAUAUAUAACAGAAUUUUAUAUAAUUAUAUAUUUAUUCAUUGUGGAAUAUAAUUUGGUGUCAAUGUAGCUCCAUCGA